This is a messenger RNA of Grammomys surdaster, 1587 nucleotides long. RefSeq names its product transmembrane serine protease 4 (gene Tmprss4). Gene Ontology annotation, cellular component: membrane. The record is from RefSeq and is a predicted model, not a curated record. The coding region runs from base 1 to 1446 and encodes 481 amino acids. Gene Ontology annotation, molecular function: protein binding; serine-type endopeptidase activity. Lineage: Eukaryota; Metazoa; Chordata; Mammalia; Rodentia; Muridae. Gene Ontology annotation, biological process: proteolysis. The transcript is spliced from 14 exons.
AUGAAGUUUAUCCCCGUCACCGCCUUCAACACUGGCCUUGGAUUGGUUCCUGCUGUGUUCUUUGAAUUAACCCAUCAGACCAAUGAGCUCAUCAAUUCUGGAGAUGUCAACACAGACAUAUCCAGAGAUGUGAUUCACCAUGAGCCAGACAGUGGCCAACCUCUGAACAACCGUGAUGUCCCUCCCCUUCGCAAACCCCGAAGGCCCCUGGACACCUUCAAAAAGGUGGGGAUCCCCAUCAUUGCAGUGCUGCUGAGCCUGCUAGCCAUCGGAAUUUUGGCCCUCCUCAUCAAGGUGGUUCUGGAUAAAUACUACUUCAUCUGCGGAAAUCCCCUGACCUUCAUUCAGAGGGGCCAGAUGUGUGAUGGCCACCUGGACUGUGCCUCGGGGGAGGAUGAGGAAUACUGUGUCAAGAACUUCCCUGAGAAGCCCAGAGUGGCAGUUCGCCUCUCCAAGGACAGGUCCACCCUGCAGGUUCUGGAUGCAGCCACAGGGACCUGGGCCUCAGCCUGUUUUGACAACUUCACAGAAGCACUGGCCAAGACAGCCUGCAGACAGAUGGGCUAUAACAGCCAACCCACUUUCAGAGCAGUAGAGAUUGGCCCAGACCAGAACCUCUCUGUCGCUCAAGUCACAGGAAACAGCCAGGAACUUCAGAUGCAGAAUGGAAGCAGAUCCUGUCUCUCAGGCUCCCUGGUUUCCCUGCACUGUCUUGUCUGUGGAAAGAGCCUGAAGACUCCUCGUGUGGUGGGUGGAGUGGAGGCCUCUGUGGAUUCUUGGCCAUGGCAGGUCAGCAUCCAGUACAACAAGCAGCACGUCUGUGGUGGAAGCAUCCUGGACCCCCACUGGAUCCUCACAGCAGCCCACUGCUUCAAGAAGUAUCUUGAUGUUCCCAGCUGGAAGGUGAGGGCCGGCUCAAACGAACUGAGUAACUCUCCGUCCUUGCCUGUGGCUAAGAUCUUCAUUGCCGAACCCAAUCCCCUGUACCCCAAAGAAAAGGACAUUGCCCUCGUUAAGCUGAAGACGCCACUCACAUUCUCAGGCUCAGUCAGGCCCAUCUGCCUGCCCUUCUCUGAUGAAGUGCUCAUCCCAGCCACACCAGUCUGGGUCAUUGGAUGGGGCUUUACAGAGGAAAACGGAGGGAAGAUGUCUGACACACUGCUGCAGGCGUCAGUCCAGGUCAUUGACAGCACACGGUGCAAUGCACAGGAUGCCUACGAGGGGGAAGUGACCGCUGAGAUGCUGUGUGCGGGUACCCCACAGGGUGGCAAGGACACCUGCCAGGGUGACAGUGGUGGGCCUUUGAUGUACCAUUCUGACAAGUGGCAGGUCGUAGGCAUCGUGAGCUGGGGCCAUGGCUGUGGGGGCCCAAGUACUCCUGGAGUGUACACCAAAGUCACUGCCUAUCUCGACUGGAUCUACAAUGUUCGGAAGUCUGAGAUGUAAUGCUGCUGUCCACCACACCCAGAAGCUGCUUCCCCUCAGACCUGCCUACUACGUGGUCCCUCAAAGUCAGAGAGGGGACAAGAGUCUCCUUGAACAAGCUCUGGUAUUUCUGCAGCAACCAAGGACUCAGACAUACACAUU